CUAUACUUCCAGCAGCUGCGAACGACAAGCAAAACCUCAACUGGGCUCGAUAAAUGUAGUUUCAGUGGGAGAAACACUUGCACAGAAGAGAAGAAUGGGAACAUCGGUGCAGGUAACGCCUCUAUGCGGAGUAUACAACGAGAAUCCAUUAUCCUACUUGGUCUCCAUUGAUGGCUUUAAUUUCCUAAUCGAUUGCGGCUGGAACGACCACUUCGACCCCUCUCUUCUUCAACCUCUCUCCAGGGUAGCUUCGACGAUAGAUGCAGUAUUAUUGUCGCAUUCCGAUACGCUUCAUCUAGGCGCAUUGCCCUAUGCCAUGAAACAGCUUGGCCUCUUGGCUCCGGUUUAUUCUACUGAACCAGUCUACCGAUUAGGUCUCCUAACCAUGUAUGAUCACUACCUCUCUCGAAAGGCUGUUUCGGAAUUUGAUUUGUUUACUCUGGAUGAUAUUGAUUCUGCUUUUCAGAAUGUUACCAGGCUAACUUACUUUCAGAAUCAUCAUCUUUCUGGAAAAGGAGAGGGGAUUGUGAUUGCUCCUCAUGUGGCUGGGCAUCUCUUAGGAGGUACUAUUUGGAAGAUAACCAAGGAUGGUGAGGAUGUUGUAUAUGCUGUUGACUUCAAUCACCGUAAAGAAAGGCAUUUGAAUGGUACUGUUCUGGAAUCAUUUGUCCGACCUGCUGUUCUCAUAACUGAUGCCUAUAAUGCUUUGAGUAAUCAGCCUCCUAGACAGCAAAGAGACAAAGAAUUUCUAGAGAAGACUAUUUUAAAGACUCUAGAAGCGGGUGGAAAUGUAUUACUUCCUGUUGAUAGUGCUGGGCGAGUGCUGGAGCUUAUCUUAAUAAUGGAACAGUUCUGGGCACAACGUCUCUUGAACUAUCCAAUAUUCUUUCUGACAUAUGUUGCAUCAAGUACCAUUGACUAUGUCAAGAGUUUCUUAGAGUGGAUGAGUGAUUCAAUUGCAAAGUCUUUUGAAACUUCUCGUGACAAUGCUUUUCUUCUGAAGCAUGUGACACUUCUAGUCAACAAGAGUGAACUAGACAAUGCUCCAAAUGGUCCAAAGGUUGUUCUAGCAUCCAUGGCCAGUUUGGAAGCAGGUUUUUCGCAUGACAUAUUUGUUGAAUGGGCAGCAGAUGCUAAAAGCCAAGUGCUUUUCACGGAAAGAGGCCAAUUUGGCACCUUAGCUCGCAUGCUUCAGGCUGAUCCACCUCCAAAGGCAGUUAAAGUUACUAUGUCGAGGAGGGUUCCUUUAGUCGGGGAUGAGCUAAUUGCUUAUGAAGAAGAGCAAAAGCAAUUGAAAAGGGAGGAGGAACUGAAAGCUAGUAUGAUCAAAGAGGAAGAAUUAAAAGCAUCUCAUGGGCCUGAUAGCAAUACAGGUGAUCCAAUGGUCACUGAUGCUAGCAAUACUCUUGCUUCAGUAGAAGCUGGUUCACAUGGGACUGGAUACCGGGACAUAUUAAUUGAUGGAUUUGUUCCUCCACCCACUAGUGUUGCACCAAUGUUUCCGUUCUAUGAAAAUACUACUGAGUGGGACGAUUUUGGUGAAGUCAUAAAUCCUGAUGACUACGUAAUUAAGGAUGAUGACAUGGACCAGGCAGCUAUGCAUGUUGGAGGAGAUAUUGAUGGAAAACUUGAUGAAGGAUGUGCUAGUUUGAUACUUGAUACAAAGCCUUCAAAAGUUGUGUCCAAUGAAUUGACUGUUCAAGUGAAGUGUUCGCUGAUUUACAUGGAUUAUGAGGGUCGUUCUGAUGGACGGUCGAUUAAAUCAAUUCUUGCCCAUGUGGCUCCUCUGAAGCUUGUUUUGGUGCAUGGAUCAGCUGAGUCCACAGAACAUCUAAAGCAGCAUUGCUUAAAACAUGUCUGUCCUCAAGUUUAUGCCCCUCAAAUUGAAGAGACCAUUGAUGUUACGUCUGAUUUGUGUGCUUACAAGGUGCAAUUGUCCGAGAAGCUGAUGAGUAAUGUGCUCUUUAAAAAGUUGGGAGAUUAUGAAAUAGCUUGGGUGGAUGCUGAGGUAGGGAGAACAGAGAGUGGCAUGUUAUCAUUAUUACCCAUCACUACUUCAGCCCCCCCACAUAAAUCCGUUCUUGUUGGUGAUUUGAGAAUGGCGGAUUUCAAACAGUUCCUUGCUAGCAAGGGUGUCCAGGUUGAAUUUGCUGGUGGAGCAUUGCGAUGUGGAGAGUAUGUUACUCUUCGCAAAGUUGGGAAUGUAAGCCAGAAGGGCGGUGGUUCUGGCACUCAGCAAAUUGUUAUCGAAGGACCCUUGUGCGAAGACUACUACAAGAUUCGGGAGUAUCUCUAUUCACAAUUUUAUUUGCUUUAAUUGAGAUUUUGUACAUUGGAUAGGUUUCAUUUUGUUGUAUAAUUUUUUUCCCCAAUAUGGUGUAAGUUGUACCUUAAAUGUAUAAUGCUAGUUAAUUUAAUUUUAGGAUAAAUUAUCAAA
Molecule: messenger RNA, 2437 nt
Organism: Hevea brasiliensis (rubber tree)
Lineage: Eukaryota; Viridiplantae; Streptophyta; Magnoliopsida; Malpighiales; Euphorbiaceae
Product: cleavage and polyadenylation specificity factor subunit 2
Exons: 18
Coding region: 95-2317 (740 amino acids)
Biological process (GO): mRNA 3'-end processing by stem-loop binding and cleavage
Cellular component (GO): mRNA cleavage and polyadenylation specificity factor complex
Molecular function (GO): RNA binding
Source: RefSeq, a predicted model, not a curated record